This is a messenger RNA of Leguminivora glycinivorella, 2277 nucleotides long. RefSeq lists its product as uncharacterized. Gene Ontology annotation, cellular component: cytosol; ESCRT I complex. The transcript has 9 exons. NCBI's taxonomy places the organism in Eukaryota, Metazoa, Arthropoda, Insecta, Lepidoptera, Tortricidae. Gene Ontology annotation, biological process: receptor catabolic process; viral budding; regulation of epidermal growth factor receptor signaling pathway. The coding region runs from base 253 to 1263 and encodes 336 amino acids. The record is from RefSeq and is a predicted model, not a curated record.
CUGAGUUUUGUUGUCAUAAUAUAUUAAUGAAUUUAUAAAUAAAUCUUAUCAUAAUAACUUAAAUGGUACAGUGUCGCACAACGUGAUAGUAUAAUCGAUUUUUUAAACGUUUUAAUUCAAAAUAUUGGAUUCAAUUUUGUUUACAUAUCCCGUUAAGUGGUUCAUUGUUUGAAGGAUACAAUCGAAAAGAAAGAGGUCUCAGCAUCUCGCAGGGGCUCGUGAUGUCAUAAAUUGAACCCAAACGAUGUAAGAAUGUCGCGCGUACUCAGCGCGCUGAACGGGGCGCUGCCGGACUCCCGGCCGCUGCUCUCGCUGCAGAUAGUGGAGUCCGUCGCCAAGUGUCCCGCCGGCUAUGUGCCCGUCAGCCGGACUUAUGACGAGGAUGCUGACGCUGGCUUACUCCGGCAGAAUGGGCUGUUUGGCAAGAAGCCUACGCACUACAUCUGUCUGUCCAAGUCUGAAGGCGUUCCAGGUUACGUGAUGGACGGUAUAGCGGUGGUCGGUGAACGUGAAGCCGCCCCGCCUGGCUACAGUGUGGCCGGGAGAGCGGGCAAGCGGCGUUUAUGUACACGAGUGUCAAGAGGUGCGGCAGAACCGCGUUUGCCACCCGUGACGGAUGUGAUUGUAUGCUCGCGGAUGCGACAGGCGCCUAGAGGAUUUAUACUAGCUGGAGAGAUAAACGGCAAGAUGGUGUGCUUCAAAGUCGGCGACGGCAGCGUCGAAUCGUCCCCGACGCACACACAGAAUGAGUAUGAGAACGUCGUCUCCAAUACCACUCCAGAGGCCAAUAGAAGCUCUAUAUCUUCGAAACUGUAUCAUGACAUCUUAGUCUGGACAAAUAGGUUGCGAGCGGCGCCCGAGAGGCCGCCAAAACUAUCCCCGAUAAUAUCGGACUUGAAGAAUAUGAACGUGAGCGCGUAUCCAAACAUAGAGGACUUCACCACGGGACACGAUUACGAGGCCUUGAGUCCGUCUUACAAUAUUAAGCCCGCGAGACCGGCACCAAGGCCCCCAUCAACAGAGUCGCCCGUGACGUCGCCCCCGCCCCCGAUCCGCAAGAAGGGUCCCGCGCCGCUCCCGCGCAACAACUACCAGACGCUCGGCGGCUACAGCGGCCUCGAGGGCGUGCCGUUCGUGCUCAACCCGAGACUGAGAGGACUGCCUGAUGACUCUCUAACACAGUUCCCGAUGAUCAAAAAGCGUACUCGCUUCGACUUGGACCGAGAGUACUCUUACUCGUUCACCGCAGAGCGGCAGACGUGAGAAUACCAGAAAUGCAUAAACUCGGCCACACAAGGCUCAGUUAAAAUGUCAGCGCAGGUAUAACUAAUGGACUUCGUUAAAUAGGUGUUAUUUUUCACUGCGGUGCGGCAGUUGAGCGAAGCUUCGUAACCACUCAUAGGCACUGGUCCCGCCAAAAGCGAGUAAGCGAUGUGCCAUAGAAACGAACAAAAGAUAGUCGCUCCCGUGGAAAUAAAAGAGACGCGAUGAUAGCGCGAGCUCUCUCGUUUAUUUACACGGCGGCGACUGUCUUUUGUUCGUUUCUAUCGCUGAUAGCUCAUCGCUUUUGGUGAGACCAGUGGCAUAUGCUUUUGGGCUAGCUGUCACGUUUACCUCAGUCCUCUGAAAAUUAUCAAGCAUGUGUGUGGAAAUGCUGGUACAUUAUGUACAGUUAGUAGAGGUAAGGUAUUAUAUCAACAGAAGACUUGCAAACAAGCACCUCAAAAUAGGGCUCAAAAGGCUGAAUUUGAUACGGCGGUAUCGAGGUAUUUUUAAACAUGACUGACUGGAAAUAUACAUUAUGCUUGGAAUGAACUUUUGUAAAUCAUGUGUUGUUUAGCAUUAUGUAUCUCAUAUGAUACAUCCUGAAUAUUUGUAUCGUAAAUGAUACAUCGGAAGUCUUACGCUAAUGCGAGUAAUCAAUGUAAUGAAGAUAAUGUGUAUUAAAAAACAUUAUGAAGUUUAUUAAUGAAUUCAUUAUUAAUAUACAUAGAAAUCAAAAUCCUAAUAAUGUGCCAUCGGAGAUUUCCGACAUUGAGAAAGUUUUACAUGGAAAAUUAUCGGAAACCUUACUAUACGUUUAUAAUAAGAUGUUUCCUGUGAAAUUUUCGUAGAACGUUUCCAAGUAUUGAAACUUUUUUUUAUAUUCUGCACAUCUAGGACUAGGUAACAAGAUUGAGAAGACGAUUGAAUACAAUAAGACUGGCGGGAAUGAAUUUAGAGAAGGUUUACACUAUUAAUACUAUUAUGUAUUGUUAUUAUACUUAUUACUAGAAA